GUGUAUUGAAAUAAAAUAAAGUGUCAACACGACGAAUGUUAACCGUAAAUAUUAGUACUCUUUACAAAGCACGCAUUUCAAGUAAGAUUGUUGAUUGUCUUGGCAUAAAGGUACAUGCAAUCCACAUAUUCAAUUUUACCUGUGGAAGCAUCCUGUAAGACCUACAAUAUCAACAUUAACAGUUAAGGAUAAGAAGCCACUAAAUGUUAAACAUAUACGCGGGUCUUUAAGUUGAAGUUAAAAUGCCCAAAGGCAAAGAAACGACUGCAGCCAUCUAAAGUGUUAAAAUUAACAAGGUGUAUAGUAAAAUGAACCAUGCAGUCGUAAUGUAAGCAAAACAAUGCUCGAAAGUUAAUUUCAUUUAUGUUAAUCUAAAGGACAUUCUACUUAGAUGUAAAUUAAUACUUAAACGACUGAAUAUAUAUUAGGAGGACAGUAAGGAGUAAAUUAGAAGAGAUUAUCACCUUCAAUUGGAAAAUAUAAAAAUCCCUCAGCACACAAUACAGAGACAGUACUUGGAAAUACUUUGAAGGAACGGAACGGAACAGAAAUCAAAUUAAAUAGAAAUAAUGGAGUACGAUCAGUUAUUAAAAGCAUACUUGGGAGAGAUAGGACGCUAUCAAAUGUGGAUCAUCUUCUGGUUGUCAUGGGUUUGGAUUUGGGGUGCGUUUAACAAUAUGGGAAUUGUCUUCCUUGCGGCUGUUCCUGAUCAUUGGUGUGCGACCCCCGAACUGGACAACCUCACCCUCACCCAAGAUGUAUACAAGAACAUCUCGAUACCCUACGAUGUGGAGAAGUCGGAGUAUUUGAGCUGUGAAAAGUAUAAUAUGAGUUUUGGUAGAAUGACAAAAGCUGACAUUGAAGGGACAACAUUUGCCAACAGAAGCGGUGUUGCGAGAGUUGGAUGUAGCAGUUGGCAAUAUGAUCAAACACUUUAUAAAUCCAGCGUUGUCUCUGAGUGGGAUUUGGUGUGUGACAAUGAAUGGAUGAUAGCAACAGUUCAGUCAAUGUAUAUGGUUGGACUUCUCAUUGGAGUUGUCGUCUUUGGACAACUAGCAGACGUGAUUGGGCGGAGACCUGUUAUCAUAGUAACUGGGAUAGGGAUGAUUGCGGCAUCCAUUGGUCAGGCCUUCUCUGUCAACUAUCCUAUGUUCUUAGCUAUGAGAGUGACAUUGGCCAUGUUCAGCAUGGGAUGCUAUACCUGUGCAUUUGUAUAUGCUGUAGAGAUCGUUGGACCAAACUGGCGUACAUUCGUGGGGAUCCUGUGUCAAUACAUCUGGGGAGUUGGGUAUCUCCUCUUAGCAGGUAUCACUUAUGCCAUACGGGACUGGAAAACCCUCGCACUAGCAUUAGGAUGUCCUCAGAUUAUCAAUCUCAUCUUUAUAUUUGUGUUGUCAGAGUCUGCCAGAUGGCUUUAUGUAAUGGGCAAGAAAGAGAAAGGUGACAGUGUUGUACACAAAAUGGCAAAGUGGAAUAAGGUCACAUUACCAGAUCCACUAAAAGUGGAAGUACAGGACAAGAAAAGUCAGGCAACCGUCAUUGAUCUUCUGAGAACUCCAAAUAUGAGACUGAAAUCUCUAAUCCAAUUCUUCUUGUGGUUUGUGACCAGUAUGGUUUACUAUGGGUUAUCACUAAACUCAUCCAACCUUGGUGGAGACCCAUACAUUAACUUCCUUAUAUCAGCUGGAGUGGAAAUACCCGCCUAUGCACUCUUCCAUUUCCUCUUGGUCAAGAUUGGACGACGAAUCUGCACAAGUUUCACAUUCAUCGCUGGGGGGAUUGCCUUGCUGUGUAUACUUCCUGUUCCCGAGGAGCAAACUAUUGUCAUCAUAGUACUUUCAAUGACAGGAAAGUUUAUGAUUUCUGCAUCAUUUGCAAUUGUUUACCUCUACUCUGCUGAACUGUUUCCUACAGAAGUGAGGACUGUUGGUGUUGGGUGUUCCUCAAUGUUUGCACGUGUAGGGGGCAUCCUUGCACCAUAUAUAGGACUUCUACCAUCACUGGCACGAGAUGUAGAAUUCAUAAAAUAUGUCCCAACAAUUAUAUUUGGUGCGUUUUCGUUGGCUGCUGGAUUGCUGGCUAUAUUGCUACCGGAGACUAUGGACCAGAAUCUGCCAGAAACAUUGCUAGAGGGAGAGCUCAUUAAGGCAAACUUUUGUUGGAGGAAAUCUGAAGAUAAGAAAUCUGAAGCAAACAUGGCAACAAAGAUGGAAGAAUCGGGCAAGGAUAACCCAGCAUUUGACAGAAUUUGAUUUUUGACAUUUGUUUCAUUCCAAACCCUAAAGUCCAGCCUGUUUCAUGUGAAGCUUUCUCUGUUAAAAGGACUUUGAGAGUUAAUCAAGGCAAAAUAUUAUACAUGGCCUCAAACAAUUAACAUUUUUCAUUUAUACAGUC
Owenia fusiformis is the source of this 2394-nucleotide messenger RNA. The record is from the annotation of a GenBank genome assembly. Lineage: Eukaryota; Metazoa; Annelida; Polychaeta; Sabellida; Oweniidae.